This is a messenger RNA of Nannizzia gypsea CBS 118893, 408 nucleotides long. RefSeq lists its product as hypothetical. The transcript has 3 exons. Lineage: Eukaryota; Fungi; Ascomycota; Eurotiomycetes; Onygenales; Arthrodermataceae. The record is from RefSeq and is a predicted model, not a curated record. Bases 1 to 408 code for a protein of 135 amino acids.
AUGGACCGAGAUGGUGAACAGGGCGAGCGAUAUGAGCUAGCGAGUUUGUUACUCAGUAUAUGUCCUCAAUUGAAACCAUUGGAGUUGCCUGGCGAGCAGCGCCGGCUCUGGUUCUUUGGCUGCUUGGCUGGCGGGAUUGGCAGCUAUGGAAGCAUACGACAUGUCGCUCCACCACUGGUUAGUGCGCAGGCCAACACGGAGCUGCAUUCCUAUAUAAUCGACGGCUGUCCUACCAUGCGCCGUGGAAGAGAAGAAGAGCCAAGUUCCUCCGUCAUGGAAGAAGCUAAAUCAUGUCCGUUGUCCCAGCCUACGGCCGUGCGUGCAUCAGAUCCGUCGGAGGAGGACUCUCUUUUCGGUAUAACAGGCGGCGGAGGUGGGAAAACAAAAGACAAACAAUUGAAAAAAUAA